This is a messenger RNA of Pangasianodon hypophthalmus (striped catfish), 961 nucleotides long. RefSeq names its product coiled-coil domain containing 115 (gene vma22). Gene Ontology annotation, cellular component: extrinsic component of endoplasmic reticulum membrane. NCBI's taxonomy places the organism in Eukaryota, Metazoa, Chordata, Actinopteri, Siluriformes, Pangasiidae. Gene Ontology annotation, biological process: vacuolar proton-transporting V-type ATPase complex assembly. Bases 199 to 831 code for a protein of 210 amino acids. The record is from RefSeq and is a predicted model, not a curated record. The transcript has 5 exons.
UCAUCUGCUAUCAGCUGACUCUUGCUGUCAUGUGACCUACUAUGGCGACGCGGUGAAUGGAGAAACUACAGGAUAGCAUACAAUAAAAACACCCAAAUAAUGACGCUUUAUCACAAUAUAUGAAUUAUUCUGUUAUACUGCACAAAGUUGACUGUCGUUGUUUGAAAUAUAUUAGACCUGAGAAUCACACGUGUGGAAAUGGGUCUAGAUCCUGCCUCUCUACGCUUAGACCAGCAGUUACUAGAUUUUAUGGAUCAGCUUGAGAUGUUGGAGGAGAAAAGACAAAAACUUAACACGCUCAUAGAAGAGGGAUGGUUUAACAUUUCCAAGGCCCGUUACUCGAUGGGGAACAAACAGGUCUCAGCCCUACAGUAUGCCAGUGAGAUGGAGCCACUUGUACAUGUUUAUGCCAGCCAGUCAGAAAAGGGGGAAGCAGAGUUCAAGUGUGAGCGAAUCAAUGGAAAAGCAGAAGAACUAAAAGAGAGUGAUACAGUAGAGACCAUAGGACCAGCAGAGGGAGGUCUCAGAAGGCGAGUAAAUGUUAAAAAGAAAGAAAAUAAGGAUGAAAAAGACAAUUCCAAAGACCAAUCUGAGAAGGAACCUCAAUUUAAUUCAAAGGGUGAGAAAUCUCCAUGUCAGCAUCAAGAUCCUCUGAACUGGUUUGGGAUCCUUGUCCCACAAAACCUUAAGCAAGCUCAGGCAGCUUUUAAAGAAGUCAUUACUCUAGCAGCUGAGAUCUCAACCCUGCAGAGUGCGAUUGUGAAAACUAGACUGGAGAUGCAGACUCAGAUGAAGGAUAAACAGAAGAUUGUCUCUGAAUUGAAAGAAUAGUGCAUCACACAUGAGUGUUUAGUGUUUUCCUAACUUUAUAUUUAUUUCUCAGAUGUUGUACUAGUCCCUUUUAUGAACUACAAUGUGAGUGAUUCUUAAUUUGGAAAUAAAAAAUGAAUAAUUCUUGUAA